AUGAUUAACAGAAAGAAUCGUAAUAUUCGUACUAAAACAGACAACGAUGACGAAGACAGCUUGCAGGUACCCGUCGCUAAGAUAGCAAAAAAAAAAAAUAGAAAUAAUAAAUCCGUUCUGAGCUUUGGGAAUGAAGAGGAAGAGGAUGAAACCUUUAAGGUGACCAAAAGUUCUGCAAGUCGCAGAUUGGCACAAUCCAAAUCAAAGCAAUUGCUUUUAAAUCAGUUAACAACAAUAUCAUCACCUUCAUAUACCAAAGAGCAUUUAUCAGAAUUACGCGCUAACACACCUGUCAUGCCAUUAUCAUUUCAAAUACGAGAUCAAGAUAAUGUUAUUGCAGAAAAAUUUCCUUCCACUUUAGGAUCUGGUCAAAUUUCGGGAAUACCCGAUGCAAGUGCCAUUCAUGCCGCUAAAAAAAAGAGAGAGAUGUUACGACAAAAAAGCGCUUUCUUAGAUUAUAUUCCAUUAGAUGAUAAUACGGACGUUGAUUCUAUGUCGGAAAAAAAGAUAGAAUCGAGGCUUGUACGCGAGGAUGAUGAGAUUGGUGAUGCAGAUGAAGAGCUCGGACAAUAUGGUGAAGAAAAAUUACCUCUUGGUAAAAGGGCCGAAAAAGAGCAUCAGCGUCUCAAAAAAGCAGGAAUAAAGGAAAUGUUGAUGGAAGUCGACUUCGAAGAUGAAGAUGAUGAGAUAAUGCAAUGGGAAAUGGAACAAAUCAAAAAGGGAGGGCAUUCACUUAAAACUUCGACAAACCAACCUCAAUCAAAGAAACCGACUGUAAAUAUCUCAAUUCCUACAGUCACAUCUAUUAAGUCAAUAUCUGAGGUCCAGACAAUCCUUGAGCAAAAAAUGAAUGACUUACAGUACCUUCACAGCACUCAUCAGUCUGAACUUAUUCAAAUCCAAAAGAACAUUGGCGGUCUUGUUAAAUCAAGUGAACAAAUGGAAAACGAAUUGCAAACUACCAAGAAACGAUAUAUGUAUUUUCAAGAACUUAAAACGUUCGUUGAGAAUCUAGUCGAAUUUCUCGACGAUAAGUUUCCCACCCUUGAAAAAUUAGAAAGUGAUAUUAAUGCAACGCUUAAAGAAAGAAUCGAGUUAAUUAUGAAAAGAAUAAUGGAAGAUGACUCGGAUGAUUUAGUGUUGUUUUCAAAUGAUUAUCAAGAUAAAUUUAACCUUAAUGAAUAUGUCGAGCAACAACAAGAAAUAGAUGAAUUCGGUCGCGUGAAGCCACCUGCUUCUGUAAGUUUUAAUGUUAGUAACACUGAUCGUCAACGUCGACGGCAACAAAGAGAUAAAAGAAGAUCUAAACGGUUACAACGCGAUAUGGAAGAUGAAGUUAAAAUGGAAGAAGGAUUAUCUACUGAUGAUGAAUUAGGAGGAUCUGCUGAAAAAGAUAUAGCUACUAAAAUAGAUGAAAUUGCAUAUCAUAAAACUAAAUUAUUUGAAGAUGUUAUCGAUGAUUUCAAAUUUAUUUAUUUGGUUAAAUCAAAAUUUGAUACAUGGAAAAGAGAAUUUUCUGAAGAUUAUACAAAGGCUUAUGGGGACUUAAGUUUACCUGGAGUGUUUGAAUUUUAUGUGAGAUAUGAAAUGUUGCUGUGGGAAACGUUUAUGGGACAUUCCGAUUUUGACAAGAUGGAAUGGUACCAAACUAUUUUUGGGGUUAAUGAUAUAAAUUCAUCUUCAGAUAUUUCGGAAAAUGACGAUAAACUUUUGACAAAAAUUGUUGAAAAAGUCAUUAUUCCACGGGCUAUUCAUUUAGCCAAGGUUCUGAAUCCGUAUUCUUCCAAAGAAACAAAAUCUGCUAUCGAAUUCUGCAAAUCAAUGUUAAAAUUUGUUGAUAAAAACUCUCCAAAAUUCAAGGAUUUUACAUCUGCAAUAUCGAGCAGUUUACAUAAUGCAGUACUAGCUAUUAAGCAUCCGGAUGCUUUCAGUUUACGUAAAUCUGAAAUGGACGAAGAUGCUUUAGUAUCACGGGAUAGAUUUUUUUGGCGCAGAUACAAAUUAAUGAAAAACAUUAUCUUGUGGAAAGAUUAUAUCCAAGAAGAUUUUGUUCGUCCACUUGUCACAGAGAAUUUGAUUGAUCAAUGUGCGUUACGUAUAUUAGAUGCGUCACCAGCAAAUGCGAUUAAGUUUCAAAAGAUACUUGAAAUUGUUCCGAGUGAAUGGUUUUCGCCUCCAACAUUGGAGAAAAUUGCACGUGGGGCUGUAGGCAUUUAA
This is a messenger RNA of Cetraspora pellucida, 2217 nucleotides long. Lineage: Eukaryota; Fungi; Glomeromycota; Glomeromycetes; Diversisporales; Gigasporaceae. The record is from the annotation of a GenBank genome assembly.